UUUGAUCCACUUAUUCUGAAUUUCAGGAUAUUGCUAUUCCAGUGCAGGUUAGGUGGCCAAGUUUUAUUUUAUUUGAAAGUAAUGUUAACAGGAUAAAAUGGCUAAAUGUAGUGUGUUUAAUUUACAAGAGUUAAGUACGACUGCUUUAUCAUAGCUGUGACCCCGGUAGUUAGGUUGCGGUCUCCUUGACCAGAUCAAACGCUUUGCCGUCUGUGGCGACUAUGUAUAUGUUAACAACUCAUGAUCACCAUAGCUUUUUGAUGUUUUAGAAUACGGUACCUAUUAGAUAUGUAUACAUCUAUGUAGUCGUCCGCAGACGGUAAAGCGUCCGAUCUUGUCAAGGAGACCGCAACCUAACGCCGGGGUCACAGCCCCUAUGAUAAACCUGUCUUACUUAACGCAAGUUUUAACUAUUGUUUAUAUUUCCCUCCUGAAUUAAACACACUGUUUUUAGCCUGUUAAAUUACUUACAAAUUAAAUAACACUUAGCCACUAACUUAUACCGGAAUGCCGGAAUAGCAUGGCAGUAUCCUGAAAUUUAGAAGAGGUCGAUCUAAAUUUCUAUACGAACGAUGAGUGCUCUCAGUUUAACCUUUGGUCCGACGGAGCUGUCCAUACAACUUCUGUUGCUACCAUUAGUCUGGCUUCAGCCAGCCAUCACUGUUGCUGACAGCUUCACCAACACUGACUACUUCAGUGUUACCUGGGAUCGCUGCUACGAGCUGCACAACAAAAACGAACCAGUAAUGUUUACCCCAAUAAUAGACAACUCCGCCACUGCAUUGGACAUAUCCCGAUGCAACCUAACUGUAUUAAGGCAAAGCGACUUCGACGGUCUCCCAAACUUAAAGGUUUUAUACCUCCACCUCAAUGACCUUACAGAACUAGAAUCGUCUACAUUCAAAUCAGUCCCGAAGCUAGAUCAACUAUAUUUAGAUCGCAACAAGUUACGGGAACUGCCUGUUUUCGACGAGCAAAGCUUAAACCAGUUGACCAUCCAUACACCUGGACGACAAUCUGCUCACAGGAAUUUAUGAUCCCAAGACAUUCUCCGCUUGCGCGAAAUAAUAACCCUGCAAAUAUCAAAUAACAAGAUCGAAUACCUUCAUCCGGAUGUAUUCGAGCCCUUGAGGGAAUUAUUCUAUUUGGAUUUAAGCAAGAACAGGAUAACGUAUGUGCUUGAAACUAUGUUCGCAAGUAACCUCAAAUUGUCGUGGUUGUGGCUACAUAACAACAAUAUCGCCGAACUGCCAGAAAAUAUUAUAUAUCCGCUUGCAAAUAAUACAGGGAAUUUUAGAAUGUUUUCUUUCUAUAACAAUCCCUGGCAAUGUGAAUGCCUGCUAGAGCUGAUGGCAGAUGUGAGCCAUGUGAGUUUAAGAUAUCAUAAGGUCGACUCUUCCAAAGGCCGCGGCCGUGAAAUUGUCUUACACUAUGAUGGGACGCGACCAGAGUGUGUGUUUUCAGGAUUUGUACAAUCAACUCCACAAAUAAAAUACAAAGUUCCUCGUAAAUUGCACUGCAUGCGCGAAUACACCUCCUUUACGUAGGUACCUAUAGUGUAUAAAUAAGAGCAAUACGUGGUAAGACACAGGUUCAGGCAGGCAUGGGCGCGCGAUAAAUAACAAAACAUCAGGCCGUCCCUAUCGUACUAUUCGUAAGCGCGUUAGCGACGGCCUGAUGUUUUAUCAUUUAUCGCGCGACCAUACUUGCCUGGCAGAAGCUGUGGUAGGAGCGCAAAUUAGCAAAAUCUGGAGACUUCCUGGCUAUCCGAAAUCAUUUAUGAAGUAUGUAAAACAAGGACAUGAAGCAGACUAAGAUGCCGCCCCUUUAUCUCGGUCACCGGGGCUGUGCACACAUAACAUACUAUGAACAUAAAAGUACAUAUAUUUUGAAGAAUGUAAAAGGAAAUAUAAUUGUAAUUUGUAUUUGUAAUAUGGGUACUUAUAUUAAAUAACUAUGAACAUAGUAAUGUGCAUUGUCAAGGCUACACUGAUUGCUGUUAAUACAUAAUUUGCCAUACGAUUAAAUAAAUAAAUGUGCAUUAAAUAAAUUGUUGACAUAAAUUACUGGAAAGUGGUUUUUAUUAAGACCUACAACGACAUCUAUUAAAGAUAUUAGGUACGAUUUACUGACAAAACUCUCAGCAGCCUUUAUCAGCCAUACAAAGUUACCCUGUCCAUACAAAGGUACCGCUGAAUUAGACAUGACCAAGCCUCCUAGGAAAA
This is a messenger RNA of Leguminivora glycinivorella, 2225 nucleotides long. Its product is annotated as decorin-like. The record is from RefSeq and is a predicted model, not a curated record. Gene Ontology annotation, cellular component: extracellular matrix. The transcript is spliced from 2 exons. NCBI's taxonomy places the organism in Eukaryota, Metazoa, Arthropoda, Insecta, Lepidoptera, Tortricidae. Gene Ontology annotation, molecular function: protein binding. Bases 573 to 1037 code for a protein of 154 amino acids.